Pararge aegeria (speckled wood butterfly) is the source of this 3568-nucleotide messenger RNA. RefSeq names its product Usher syndrome type-1G protein homolog (gene Sans). Lineage: Eukaryota; Metazoa; Arthropoda; Insecta; Lepidoptera; Nymphalidae. Bases 407 to 1867 code for a protein of 486 amino acids. The transcript has 9 exons. Gene Ontology annotation, molecular function: protein binding. The record is from RefSeq and is a predicted model, not a curated record.
UUCACUUUUUCCCAGAAAGCAGGUGUUGUUGAUUGAUAAAACUUUGUGUUUCGUAUCGUAUUUGAAAGUGCAAAAUCAAAAACAUUAGUUAUUUUUAAUUUAUUUGUUUUUUUUAAAUAUAGUUAUUCACAAGUUCGCUUCGUAGCAGUGUAAAGUGAACUUUGUGUUAGAAAGAACUAUUUUUGUGAGAAAAUAAUUACACUGUGACAAAAGCUAAAAAUUGUGAUGAAUUGAGUUGUAAAGUGUAACAGAAUUGCAAAAAGAAAUUUUCUCUCGUUAUCAACAAAACAGUGCCGAAGUGAACUUAAGUAAAAAGUGAACUAAACCAAGUGUUUCUCGAAAAUGACUUGAACAAACUUUUGCUCGGGUUUCUUUGAACUAUUUAAAACGUGCUUAGAAUUUAAACAUGAGUACAGAUAGAUUUCACAAAGCAGCCAAAGAUGGUCUGCUCGAAGUGCUGCGCGAGGCGACCCGAAAAGAAUGCAACAACAAAGAUGAGUCCGGAAUGACGCCGACGUUAUGGGCAGCUUUCGAAGGACAUAUCGAAGCUUUAAGAUUGCUGUGUGGAAGGGGAGGUGAGCCCGACAAAGCCGACUACUUCGGGAACACCGCACUGCACCUAGCAGCAGCCAGGGGCCACAAGGAAUGCGUGACCUUCCUUAUUAACUUUGGUGCUAAUAUGUACGCGAUGGACGUGGACGGACAUACCGCUCAAGAACUAGCCGCAAUUAACGGCAGAGACGAUAUAUUGCGCUUCCUAGAUCAAGCUACGGGAAAACUAGAAAAUAAUGAUAAGAAAAAAGCGAAAUCCCUGAAGGAAAAGGCGAAAAAAGAUCACGAGAAAUUACAAAAACAGUACACCAAGAGACAAAGCAAAGCAGAGGUGAUAGCUGAAAAAGAGUUGAAGAAGCUAACGAAGGAAUGGGAUCGUGGAUACAAUGAGGAGGUGUCGACCAUGCCGCACAGACCUAGCAAUGUUCUGAUGGCUUUGAAGCAAAAGAUGAUCCGUUCAUCUAGCCAAGGUAAUCUAUUAGACGAGCAGCCCAGGCCUACGUACAGCUCUUUAGUGGGAACUGUGAACUCGGGCGCGAGGGGUAGAGGAGCAGUAUACAAGAAGGCACUCGCUAGCAAGCUGCGCAACGGCACGUUAGGGAAAAGCACUGUUACUAAAGAUGAUUUUAAGGUUGGUGAAGUAGAAACUACAGGGCGUAGAUCAGUGACUUCUCUGAGCGGUCUACGGCGUGACUCGGAAGUUAUGUACGUUGGGACCUUUGGCGCCGGGCCCCAACAACGCGGCACCGUUGCCGAUGUAUUCACUGAAAAGGAACCGAGGAAACCUACGCUGACGAGAUCAGCAAGCCAGCCGGACUUCAUGGCAGCGCAGAACGAAGACAGCGGCAUCGGUCAGGAAGUGCUAUUGCAAGAGCCUGCUAGCAUAUUCGACAGGCCUGGUUUUGGGAGCGUAGCUUUCCGACGGUCAAUAACAGCCACACUGAGUGCACUGCCAGCCAGCGAAGAGUUGUCUAUUGGGUCAGCGGGUUCCCUGGCCGCAAGACACGCAUACCAGCCUGCCGAAUGGAAUUCCACACAAUCUGGAAGUUCAACCAUAACAUCUGACGAAGAAGGCGAAGCUGACGAAACAGGGUACUCCUCGCUCGAGCGCUUCCUGACAGCCUGGGGCUUGUCGCAGUACAUUCAGAAGUUCAAGGACGAGCAGAUCGACUUAGACUCUCUCAUGUUGCUAACAGAGAGCGAUAUGAAAUCCCUAGGUCUACCCCUCGGGCCUUACAGGAAGUUGGUGACAGCAGUACAGGAGAGGAAGCAAGCAUUGUCACAUCCAGGACCCAUGAUCGACACUGCUAUAUGAGGUUACUUAUGUAAAGGAUACAACACACUUGCGAUAAACCGCGGGGGUUUUCCCCAAAAAAGGUUUUUUGUAGUAGAGCUAUAUGUGACAGAGCAACAACGCUUUUUUCUGUCACACGCAGCAUUGUUGUGUUCCGGUCUGAAGGCAGAGUGCAAAUGAGGUUUAACACGGCUUAUGUUGAUAUACAGGGCGGCACCGCACUUCGUAGGACGUUGUUCCUUGUAUGCCUUGCAAAGUGUUAUUCUUAUAGGCGAUGGUUUUUUAGUACGUCAAUUAUUAUGCACUAUAAAAAACAUUCAAAUAUUAUAUGUGUAAGUAGAAUAUACUGUCUUCUCACUGCGGUACUAAUUGAGAAAACUUGGUAAAAUAAUCUUAAGCAACGUUUAUUAUUAACGCCAUAAGAAUACAGAACAAAUUCUGUAUUCUGUGGUAACGCCCUAAUAUUAUAGAAGUGAAAGCUUGUCUGUUUGGUACCUGUUUGGCUCAACUGCACUAUAUUGAUGAAAUUUGACCUCUAUAAUGGGACGCCCUAGAGAUGGAAAUAGGAUACUUUUAUCCCAGGAAAGCACCAUUCUAUUCUACUUUGUCUAUUCAAAACUUUACAGCCAAACCGAUCUUGGCGAAUCUUUGCACAGAGAUUUUUGAAUGCUGGAGACUUGUUCUCGAAAAAACUAACGGUUUCCCUGGUAUUUAAAAAAAAACCGCAAAAGGCGGACGCGGGCAAUAGCUAGUGAAGUUUUUAUUAGAAGCAGUAAAUACUAUUAUUGUAUUUAUGUAUUAGUAAAUACAAUAAUAAUGCCAAUGCCAAUGCUCAAAUGAGCACGAGAGAAUUGGGACGAGAGACUUAAAUAUUUAUUUAAGUCCAAAAUUAUGCCAUCCCUUUCAUUGUGUUCUUUGUGGCAAAGGAUAGUACAAUUUCUAGACAAGUUAAUUUAGUUUCGAGAUUUCUGCGGGUAAAACUAAAAUUGGCAUCAAAAUUUGAGUAGUUGUAAAUCAGUAGUGUAUAAUGUAUAUCUUCUUUUGUGCGGUUAUAAAACGCUGGGGCGUUCUUAGUCUAAUGUAGAAUAUAUAUUCCUUUCCGUCAUAGUUUUGUACAUUUUUUAAUGAAAAUAUAAUUUUUGACAUACUUAGACGAUACAAAUUACAGUCGAAGGACUAUUUUACUACGCGAAUCGGAAGCCUUUCAUAUGCAACUACUAAAAUCUUAUUAGUUUAUAUCGUUCUCUUGUGUAUCUGUCUGCUAAAGAAUGGCGUCCUAACGUGUCAUUUGAUCACAUAAAACCGUAAAACACUAAGAAACAGUUUACAUAUCCUUGUAACAAAACUAGAUGCAUUUAAUAAAUAAUGUUUGUUCAUUUAUUAAACAUACAAUUUACUUAAAAUACAAAUUGUAUGUGUAUAUAAUUAUAAUACCAUCUUUAAUAAUAAUCAUUCUUAGUUACUUCAUUAAUUAGUAACAUGGUCCAUUCAAGUAUGACCUGUCAGUGUACCACAUUCUUUCAAACCAAACCUAUAUACCCACUUAAAGUCGGCAGCCUAAGUCGGGCAACUAUCAAUUAUUUGCAUUCUAAUUAAAAAGCCGGCGGCAUCUAUGCUGUAAUAUUAAGCCGACGACCUAAACUACUUCACUUCAGUAAUAAUACUUCUAUGUUAUUAUUUUUGUCAAUAUUUACCCUUAUAAUAUAAUAGCCCUUAUAUAUA